Prosopis cineraria is the source of this 734-nucleotide messenger RNA. Its product is annotated as senescence associated gene 20-like. Lineage: Eukaryota; Viridiplantae; Streptophyta; Magnoliopsida; Fabales; Fabaceae. The transcript has a single exon. The record is from RefSeq and is a predicted model, not a curated record. The coding region runs from base 45 to 527 and encodes 160 amino acids.
AGUCAUUCUCUCUUCACACUAGAUUGGGCUUUGGGUUAUUAUACAUGACCUGCGACGAGAUCUCGCCGGGGGGAUGCGGAAGCACGUCGGUGGCGCCGGAGGUAGAAAACAAGAAUAGAAAGACAGUGAAGAUGUUGUAUAAAGCACUGCGUCACGGGGACAGAGAGAAGGUUACGAAGCUGGUAGGACCGAACUUGGAGUGGUGGUAUCACGGGCUUCCUAACUGCCACUACAUGAUGAAGAUGUUGACCGGGGAGUCAACGCACACGGCGUUCAAAUUCAGACCCAGGAGAAUCAGGACCGUCGGUGAGCGCGUGAUCGUAGAAGGAUGGGAAGGGGCGGGGGCGUACUGGGUGCAUGUGUGGGGACUCGGGCAUGGAAUUAUUGCUCAAUUCCGUGAGUACUUCAAUACUCUGCUUACUGUCGUGCUUCGCGUUUCAGGGAAUGGGAAAGAGACGCGCCUUUGGCAGAGCAUGAAUCGGGCUAGGGUUAACGGGUCGUUGCCCGAUCUCGUGCUUGUUAUCUGAUCCAACUAGACUCUAUAUGGCCGUUUAACUUGUAAUACGUACACUGGCACGUAAACAAAAAAGAAGUAGUAGAAAGAACGAACUGGAAUAACGAUCUUUUAUAUAUGCGUGAUGAUGCCAUGUGUAUUUGUGCUUCAUCAGACUUGUCAUAAGACCUUUGAUUGUAUUUAUAUUAUUUUGUAGACUAGAUGAUUAUAACCUUAGUUA